AAAAAUAAAAUCACCUCUCUCUCUCUUUCUCUCUUUGUCUACAUUGCUUCUUUCGGGUGAUGGUCAUAAGAUGCAAAUUAAUUGUCAGAGUUAGUCACCGAUGAUCAACGGAGUCUGCUCCACCUCCUCCUGAAUUUUCAGAUUCCAUCGGUGAAUGCCUUAUUGAGGUAAUACAAGCAACAAGACUUUAUCAAAUGGGUUCGGUGGGCAUAGCGCCUACUUCUGGCUUAAGGGAAUCAAGCAGCCAUGCUGUGGGGGUUGAUAGGUUGCCUGAAGAGAUGAAUGACAUGACAAUCCGGGAUGACAAGGAAAUGGAAGCAACAGUUGUGGAUGGUAAUGGGACUGAGGCAGGCCACAUAAUUGUGACUACAAUUGGUGGUCGAAAUGGCCAGCCAAAGCAGACCAUUAGUUACAUGGCUGAACGUGUCGUCGGGCACGGAUCAUUUGGAGUAGUGUUUCAGGCGAAAUGCUUAGAAACAGGAGAAACAGUGGCCAUAAAGAAGGUUCUUCAAGACAAGAAAUACAAAAACCGUGAGAUGCAAACCAUGCAUCUCCUUGACCACCCAAAUGUUGUGUCCUUGAAGCACUGCUUCUUCUCUACAACUGAAAAGGAUGAACUAUAUCUUAAUCUGGUACUCGAGUAUGUCCCAGAAACUCUUCAUCGUGUUGUCAAGCACUAUAAUAAGUUGAACCAGAGGAUACCGCUGAUAUAUGUCAAGCUAUAUACUUACCAGAUAUUCAGAGCAUUGUCUUAUAACCACCAUGCUAUUGGAGUGUGUCACCGGGAUAUCAAGCCUCAAAAUUUACUGGUCAAUCCACAUACCCACCAGAUUAAAUUAUGUGAUUUUGGGAGUGCCAAAGUUUUGGUUAAGGGGGAGCCAAAUAUAUCUUACAUCUGCUCUAGGUAUUAUAGAGCACCCGAGCUUAUUUUUGGAGCGACUGAGUAUACUACAGCUAUUGACAUUUGGUCUGCUGGCUGUGUGCUGGCUGAGCUUCUUCUUGGGCAGCCUUUGUUUCCUGGUGAGAGUGGCGUGGACCAACUUGUUGAGAUUAUUAAGGUUUUGGGUACUCCAACCAGGGAGGAAAUAAAAUGCAUGAAUCCUAACUAUACAGAGUAUAAAUUCCCACAAAUUAAAGCUCAUCCGUGGCACAAGAUAUUCUACAAACGCAUGCCUCCAGAAGCUGUUGAUCUUGUUUCAAGACUGCUACAAUACUCUCCUAAUUUACGUUGCUCAGCUUUGGACGCUUUGACCCACCCCUUCUUUGAUGAGCUACGUGAGCGAAAUACCCGUCUGCCAAAUGGACGUUUUCUUCCUCCACUUUUCAAUUUUAAGCCUCUUGAGUUGAAGGGUGUGCCAGCAGAGACCCUGGUGAAGUUGAUUCCCGAGCAUGCCAGAAAGCAGCGUCCUUCCAUUGGAUUAUGAUCUCUCUUUGGUAGGAGACGAACCAGUGUUUUCCAUAUUGACAUCAUGUGUCUUUUGCAAGUCUGUUUGUUUCUCUUUUCCACCUUGUGUUUAUGUUCAUCAUGCCCCUGUCCGCCAUCAAAUUGUAACAUUAUGUGGGUAAGGAUGGCUCUUUUUAUAAACAAAGAUGUUGGGAUUUCAAGUAAUUUCUUGUUUAAGGUUCACAUUCUCCUUUUUCUUGCUCA
This is a messenger RNA of Olea europaea var. sylvestris, 1648 nucleotides long. RefSeq names its product shaggy-related protein kinase NtK-1-like. Gene Ontology annotation, molecular function: protein serine/threonine kinase activity; ATP binding. NCBI's taxonomy places the organism in Eukaryota, Viridiplantae, Streptophyta, Magnoliopsida, Lamiales, Oleaceae. The record is from RefSeq and is a predicted model, not a curated record. The transcript is spliced from 13 exons. Gene Ontology annotation, biological process: protein phosphorylation; signal transduction. The coding region runs from base 195 to 1424 and encodes 409 amino acids. Gene Ontology annotation, cellular component: cytoplasm.